CUGGCGGACCGGGUGGCUCGUUUUUCUGUGCUCUGCGCCUGCGCGCUGCCUUGCCUGCCGCUCCCUCCACCUCGGCGGCGGCCUGCCUCGGAGCCCUCCUGCGGGGGGAGCCUAGGCCCCGAAGUCCGCUGCGAUGGGGGUAAGCCAUCCGGUAAAAAAUCUCUUAUGAAAAAGACAGACUUUCUUCAAGAUGAUGGAUUCAGAAGCUCAGGAAAAGAGGCAAAAAAUUCUGCCUUCCUCACAGCAAGAUAUAUCACCUCAUGCUGUUCACGAUUUUAAGCACUACCUUUGUGGCUGCUGUGCAGCCUUUAACAACAUAGCAAUCACAUAUCCCAUUCAGAAGAUCCUUUUUCGGCAACAGCUGUAUGGACUCAAAACCCGAGGUGCAGUACUUCAGUUACAGAAGGAGGGAUUACGAAACUUGUACAGAGGAAUUCUGCCUCCAUUAAUGCAGAAGACUGCAACAUUAGCGCUUAUGUUUGGUCUUUAUGAAGAUUUCUCUUACAUUCUCCGCCACCAUAUCAGUUCUGAAAUUGUGACUCGAAGUACAGCCGCUGUUCUGGCUGGAGCAACAGAGGCACUUCUUACACCACUGGAACGUGUACAGACAUUGCUUCAAGACAACAAGCAUCACGACAAAUUUACAAACACUUAUCAUGCUUUCAAGGCUCUCAGAUCCUAUGGAAUUGGAGAAUAUUAUCGAGGUUUGAUACCCAUUCUUUUCCGUAAUGGACUCAGCAAUGUACUGUUUUUUGGCCUUCGAGGACCCAUCAAGGAACGUUUGCCUGAACCAAAGUCUUGUACUGCUAAUUUGAUUGAUGAUUUUAUCAGUGGAGGUCUAUUGGGUGCCAUGUUGGGAUUCUUGUUUUUUCCAGUGAAUGUUGUCAAAACUCGAAUGCAAUCUCAGAUUGGUGGGGAAUUUCAGUCUUUCCCUGAGGUUUUUGGGAAAAUUUGGCUAGAGCGUAAUGGGAAAUUGACACAUCUUUUCAGAGGUGCCCAUCUGAAUUACCAUCGAUCCCUCAUUUCCUGGGGCAUAAUCAAUGCAACUUAUGAGUUGUUGUUAAAGUUCUUAUGAAAGAUGUCAUCAAUAAAUCCCAAUAAUAAGUUCAGUAGAACUUUUAAGAAGACUUGUUAUAUCUUGGUUAUUAACAAGCUGAAUACUAGACAGUAUCAUAAGUCAAACUGAGUGAGAUGAAAUAUGAGCAAAAUCUUUAGAUUAUAUUUUCUUUGGAAUAUAAGUGAGAACAAAGGUUUAUGGGCAGGAAAGUUAAAUUAUUUUUAUCAGUACUUGCUAGGUUUAGACUUUUGUUAUCAUUAUUACCAUCAGUGUUGAUGGAAAGGUUCAAAGUCCAAGAAGUGAUUUAAAAAAAAACCCAUAAAUUCUUUGAACCAUCUAUAUGUUAAAACUUGAGCUGCCAUGAACAGCUGGAGAAAAGAGUCCUAGUGUCCUGAGAUUUCUCCGGCUUUUUGUGCUUCACUUUCUUGUUUACUCUCUAGAGCUAUAGAAAAGGGUCUUUAGAUUUGUGAGGUUUCAGAAUUUAGAGGGUCAGAAAGGAAAGCAAUAUAGAGAAGAGAAGCAGCUCUACUAGGUAUGGACUUUUCAUGAAAAACACCUGCCUACCUUCACUAUAAAGCCAAAUGUGUACAGUUAGCAAAAUUGUGUUGCUCUUAAAUCACAUAGGAUUUUAUUUGUAGUGAUGGAACUGAGCACCUUGUAUUCACAAAAUAACUUGCUGUUCUGAAAAACUCAACUUUAAUUAUUAGUCAUAACCUCCAGUUUUUCUUUCUAAAGCAAUUCUGUUAUUUAAUUGAUCCAAGAUUUAUGUUGAACCCUUCUUGAAUAACUUUAGAUGUUGAUUUAUACUGUUUAAAGUUACAUUUCAUCACAAAAAUGAGCAAACUUGAAUCUGUUAGUUUGUCCUUUGAAACAAAAUUUUUCAUUCCAUUUUCAUGUGGCAUAGAACUGUUUCAUUGAAUUAGUGCUUCAUCAGCAAAGAUGUUUUGUUUCCUUUAAUAGCCAUAGUUGGGCAACUUGAAAUUCCACUCUUUCUCUAUAGUCCUUCUUCCUCCCUUCCCCUUUAAAAAGAAGCAGCUUUAUUUACUUGUUACUUCAUCUUAGCCUCUUUUAUGUGUCCUGGUCUUGUAAAAGUUCAUGAUUUUGUAGCCAACACUGUUUCUGGCUUCUGAAUAUAAGGAAAAAACCUGAAUUCUUGCUUUCUACAACACUAGCUAAUUUUUGCAUCCACUUCUUAAAUUUGUUGGGACCCAAAUUUCAGAUUAUCUUCAUAAACCAUAAAACUCAACCAAGUCUUAAGUUCCUGGGUAAGACUUUGGAAUUUUAGCAGUUGAUGCUAACUAGGUAUCUUGACAGCUAGAAGCAAAACAAGUCGGAAAUAUUAAUUUACUGAAGAAAUGGGGUUUUAUACAUGUUUUCCAGGUAAAUAGCAUGGUUGAAAAGGCUGGCAUAAAUCAGAAUUUAAUAACCAGAAACAUCCUAGGAAAAUUAUUUUACCUAUAAAAGAGCUACUAGAUAUUAUUUAACUAAAAUAGGUUGGUUUCAAAUAUCUGACAUACUGACAUCAGUGAUUUUUCAAAUUAGAACUCCUGCCUCUUUUCUUAUAGGAAUGAUAAAUGGAUGUUGUGAAGCAACUUAAAUGUCCUGAUAUGGCCAUUCAAAUGUUUUAAUAAUCUAUGAGAAUUUGUGUUUAAAAUCAAGGCUUUGAUAGUAUUAGUUUACUAAAUGUUGCAUGGGAUUGGUUAGUGAAAAGUCCAGAAAGGAUACUUACUUCUAAAUGCAGUAUAUGACAGGCUGAACUAGUGAAUUUGACAUCUCUCCAACUCUAUGAAAAUCCAGCAAACACCAUUUUUAAAAAUUGCUUUAUAUACAGCAUUAACAGUCUUAAAGCAGCUCCAUUUUGUUAUGCUGGAAAUGAUAAGGUAUCUGAUAAACUAGCAUUAACGGUCUUAUUAACACUAUUCAGGGUUAAAUGUAACUAUUUCAAAUCACCAAAUAUGUGUGCAACCUAAAGCUUCAUAAAAGGAAAAUGAUUUGAGCAAAUGGAGUGGAACUUCUCGGAGUUUAAAUUUUUUUAAAUGUAUGAGGUAGGCCUUGACUUUGGUGAUAUUUUCAGACAAAAACUUUGGAAAUAUUCCUAAAUACUUGCACUUAUGUAUGCAUGCUCUGUAAAUUAUUACCCCCUCCAUUGUACGUUGAUCUACUGAAUUGACUGUAUUAUCUUUAUUCUAUCUUGGCCUAGUACUGUAUUUACACUCCAAUUGGUAGAAGUUGUGUUCUUACGCACUUUUGUAGACUAUAAAUGAAAUUAGAAAUCAGGGAGAAUGCCUAGUUUUCCCUCUAAAAAUGUGUUUAAAUUUUGUUCUUUUUUUAAAAAAUAAACAACUUUGCUCAUGAAAUAUUUUUAACGCUCCUAACUCUGAUGCUAUUUUGGAUUUCCUUGUCACUUACUACAGCAGGUGAAAAUCAGAAUGCACAUAUAUAAAUGAAGAUGAUUUUUGUAUCACACUAGACACCUUAAACUUGACAAAAGCUUGAAUGAUACCUUUGUGGAUCAUUAGCCAUUUGCUUUAUUCUGGACUUUAAAAGAAGUAAUAGUGGGCUAGAAAAGAAGUGUUCAUCACUGAGUUUUCAACUUCAGUAUAACUGGCUUGCUGGUAAACUUUUGAAAAGGUAAAUGUUAAUUGAAUAACUUUUACCUGAAAAGCUUUAAAGUAGUCUUUGUCACUCCAUUGUAUGCUUGUGAACAUGGGGGUGUUUUGGGUUUUGCCUUUUUGUUCUAAGUUGUAAUGCUUCCCAGAGGAAGUUAUGGUUUUGUAUUUGGAGUCCUAAGAGUUUCUGUGUCCUCAGUGUAGUAAAAAACAUCCUUUGUGUGUUAACAAACUUGUAUUGUGCAUCUCUACUUAUUUUAUUUCUGGGUGGCAAGAAAAAUGGGCUUUUAAAAAAUUAAUAUAAUCAUCAUUCAACUUGGCUAGUUAUACAAACCAUGUAAUAUCUAUUAUGAACAGUGCUGUAAAGUGGGAUCUUAUGGAUGGAAAACUGAAAUUCUUAAGUUUAGAUGACUAUAGUAAUACUUGUAUUAUAGUGCAGCAUCUUAGGUAAGUGUAAGAAAGAAAAAGGGCAUAUUAAUGAAACUGGGCUUCAUGGUAAGCCAAUUAUGUUUAAAAAGUAGAUUCAGGAUAGGUGAAAUACUGUAUGUACUGUGUGGUGUUUAGUCACGAAGUAAAAUCUGCAGUAAAAGGGAAUGGGAAGAGCACUUGGGUCUAAUUUCGCUUUUUAACUUCAAUAAAAGGUAUCUUCAUUUGUUUUCUGAUAAA
Messenger RNA from Dromiciops gliroides (monito del monte), 4332 nucleotides. RefSeq names its product solute carrier family 25 member 51 (gene SLC25A51). The record is from RefSeq and is a predicted model, not a curated record. The transcript has 2 exons. Bases 191 to 1075 code for a protein of 294 amino acids. Lineage: Eukaryota; Metazoa; Chordata; Mammalia; Microbiotheria; Microbiotheriidae.